AUGUUUAAAGAACCAAAUAAUAAAGAUAAAACCAGUGAAAUUGAAUGUAAAAUAAAGGAAAAUGAAUCAUCAUUCAAGUGUGAUGGUGAUAUAAAUUUUUGGAAUUCUGCUGCUGCUAUUUGUGUUUAUCAAUCAAACAAAAUUGAAAAUAUAAACCACACAAUUGAGGAAACAACCGAAAUGAUUCAAAACUUUAUUGGUAAUGGUACAAGUUUAGAUUCGGGUGCAUUGAAAACAAGAGAUCAUACAACAUUAUGUGGUAUUGAAAGAAGUGUUUCUUUUUUCACAAAGACAUGA
Molecule: messenger RNA, 297 nt
Organism: Dictyostelium discoideum AX4
Lineage: Eukaryota; Evosea; Eumycetozoa; Dictyosteliales; Dictyosteliaceae
Exons: 1
Coding region: 1-297 (98 amino acids)
Source: RefSeq, a predicted model, not a curated record